AUGUCGAGCUUCCUGCACCACCAUCACAAAGACUUAGAAAAGCCUUCUGAGCAGUCCCCCCAGCGUGACUCGCAGGUAGACGAUAAAGCCAACAACAACGCCCACCAUCACCACCACCUCUUCGGCCACCACAAGGAUGGCGAAGAAAAGACUCACCACCGCCCCAGCCAGGCAGAAAUCGAUAACGCUGAAUUUGCUGCUGCGAAACACUAUGACCACGCUCUGAAAUCUAGUCAUGGUCCAGGUGUCGGCUUCGAGGGAGGCCGCCAGGGUUAG
This is a messenger RNA of Penicillium atrosanguineum, 276 nucleotides long. RefSeq names its product chitin synthase C. The transcript is spliced from 2 exons. The record is from RefSeq and is a predicted model, not a curated record. Lineage: Eukaryota; Fungi; Ascomycota; Eurotiomycetes; Eurotiales; Aspergillaceae. The coding region runs from base 1 to 276 and encodes 91 amino acids.